This is a messenger RNA of Stegodyphus dumicola, 1548 nucleotides long. RefSeq lists its product as uncharacterized. The record is from RefSeq and is a predicted model, not a curated record. Gene Ontology annotation, molecular function: dynein light intermediate chain binding; dynein intermediate chain binding. Gene Ontology annotation, cellular component: axonemal dynein complex. Lineage: Eukaryota; Metazoa; Arthropoda; Arachnida; Araneae; Eresidae. Gene Ontology annotation, biological process: microtubule-based movement.
GAAAUUAUUUUAUGCUAAUAGAAUAGGGAAAAAAAACAUUGCACUGAAUAAUUAUUUAGUGGUCAGUAAUUUCUAUUUCUCCAAUAAAAACAAAAUUUGAAAACAUUGCUAAAAUAUAUAAUUUUGACUUGAUGAAAUACUUUUAAAACACAUAUAUAUCAGAGGAGAAAAGAAACAUGCCAAAGUAAAACUUAAUAUAAGUAAAUCAGCAGCCUUCUGUUUGGCGUAGAUCUUUAAUUAAAAUCUAUUCCAAGGACAAGGUUGCUGUUUUAAAUUUUUAAAUAGCUAAUAAAAAAAAACCUUCUAAAUAUUUAUUUUUCUGCUCUCUUUUUCAAUUAAGGUCUUUUAGUUCUUGCAAUAUUUAAAUAUAUAAAAUAUCUAUUUACCUCUUUAAAUAUAAUCUAUCUUAAUAUGCUUUUUUUUCUGGUAUUUUUUUUUUUUUUUUUUUUUUUUUUUUUUUUUUUUUUUUCAAAUAGCAUAUCUGCCUGAAGCCCUAUCAUAUGAAGUUAAUUUUCCAUUAUAUUUAGAGGAAGUAUCUUUGGAAGCAAAACUUUUGGAAUAUUUAGGAUAUGAUAUACCUGUGUUCAUAAAAAAUAUUCUUUUACAAGAGAAAAUUUACUAUGAUUUUAGAAAUGAAUUAAAACUUAUGCUACAAAAUUUAGAAACUGCUGUGUCUAGCUUGAAAGAAGAGGAGAUACACAUUCUGACUAUUCCCAAUGAGAAUCUAUGUUCUGUUCUUGAUUUGGGAGUAAACAAUAUUCAGUGGGAUUCCUAUGAAGUUCCAGAGUUUUUAAAGAAAAUGAAGCAGGCAACAGAUGUGUACAGAGGUGUUGUUACAGAAAUUAAAAAUGUAAUUUUGGAAAUCGAUAAACAAAUCAAAUUAUUAUCAGAUAUUGAUUUAUUCCUUUUUCCUAACAUUGAUGCCACAAAAAUACCAACUUGUGAGGUAUAUUUUGGAAAUGUUGAAAGUAAAAUGGAACGAAAAGUUACAAGAAUAGUAAAUAUCCAUUCAUUUUUAGAAACACUAUUAAAAAGUUUAGAAAAAAUAACGUCUAAAACAACGACUAGAGAAGCUAAACACAUGCGAAAGUAUUACCUCCACUGUGAAGAAAAAAUUCUGAUUUCUCUAAUACAAAUGAUGCUUUCAAACUUGGAAUAUUUAAAGGAUGAAGUAUUACAGCACUUUGUUUUCCCAUAUGUGAGAGCUGCUUUCAAUUCUGGAGAUGAAUUUGUGAUAGCCUCUCUAACACGGAUCAAACUGGUCUUUGUUUGUUUCAUCAAAAAUGUUGUUGAAAGCACAAGGAGAAUUAUCAGAUGGCUGGAUGGCACAUGCAUAAAGUCCCAACCAUUUCAUUUAAAAGAUGGAAAACAAAAAAUGGAAUUUUCAUUUUAUUUAGAUAUAUCAUUGCAUCCUAAAAUAAAGGAUCUAGUUUUAAAAAUAUUAUUUGAUUUUUUUGCUUAUGUAGAUGAAUUAAAUGCCACAAAAGAAAAGUUAAACAAUACUGAAAAUUCUUCUUUAAUAAUAAAAUAGAUAUAACAACAGUUUAG